AUGCUGCCAGCCCAGGGGGACAGCAGGAAUGUCUGGUGGCAGGGGCUGGACCCGCUGUGGUGGGAACAGGGCCAGGUGGAGCCUGAACUGAACCUCUCCAAGAAGUUCGAGCAGGAGUUCAGCUGCAGAUUGGAGCAGGAAAUGAACAGAUGUGCUGCUGCCAAGAACGACUUUGUGUUGCUGAAGAAGUGUGCUGAGUGUGCACUGGAAGCAAAGGUGGAAACCCUGAAGCAGGAGAUCAAGUUCCUGAAAUGUGUUUCUGCUCAGGAAAAGGCUGAGCUGGAGGAACAUCCCUGUGACACCUCUGUCAUUGUGAGAAUGGACAGCAGUCGAGUCCUGGACAUGAGGGACGUCCUCAGGGGCAUGGAGUGCCAGCCUGAGGACAGAGCUUGGAAAAKCAAAGCCCAGUUGGAAGCGUUGUACUGA
Messenger RNA from Malurus melanocephalus (red-backed fairy wren), 426 nucleotides. Its product is annotated as keratin, type II cytoskeletal 72-like. Lineage: Eukaryota; Metazoa; Chordata; Aves; Passeriformes; Maluridae. Gene Ontology annotation, molecular function: structural constituent of skin epidermis. Gene Ontology annotation, cellular component: keratin filament. Gene Ontology annotation, biological process: intermediate filament organization; keratinization. The record is from RefSeq and is a predicted model, not a curated record.